GAAGACGAGGAUGUCGUCCAUAUAUACGGUUAUCUUCCGGGCUGUGAUGAGCUCUCUGAAGAUCAUGUUCAUCAUAGCUUGGAAGUUGGUCAGGCCGAAAAACAUCACCGUGGGUUCGUAAGAACCCAACGGAGUGAUGAAGCUCGCCUUCCACUCAUCUCCUUCUUUGAUGCGUAUAUUGUUGUAUCCCCAUCG
Molecule: messenger RNA, 195 nt
Organism: Heterobasidion irregulare TC 32-1
Lineage: Eukaryota; Fungi; Basidiomycota; Agaricomycetes; Russulales; Bondarzewiaceae
Exons: 2
Source: RefSeq, a predicted model, not a curated record